AUGUCAGGACCCGAUCAAUGGCUAGAACAGAUCAAGAAAUGCAUCGCACUUUCUGAAUCAGACAUGAAACAGCUAUGUGAGUUGGUGAAAGAACUCCUUAUGGAAGAAUCCAACAUCCAACCAGUGCAAUCUCCGGUAUCGGUCUGUGGUGAUAUCCAUGGGCAGUUCCAUGACUUGUUGGAGUUGUUCCGUAUAUCUGGAGGAAUGCCGCUGGACGAUAACGACACCAAUUACAUUUUUCUUGGGGACUAUGUCGACAGAGGAUACUUCAGUUUGGAGACAUUCACGCUUUUGAUGGUACUCAAGGUCAAAUACCCUCACAGGAUCACUCUUGUCAGAGGAAACCAUGAAUCAAGACAAAUCACCCAAGUGUAUGGGUUCUACGAAGAGUGUCUUACCAAAUACGGAUCCACCACAGUUUGGAAAUACUGUUGUCAGGUGUUCGAUUUCUUAACUUUGGCUGCCAUAAUAGAUGGGAAGAUUCUUUGUGUGCACGGUGGAUUAUCGCCAGAAAUCAGAAUGUUAGAUCAAAUUAGAGUUUUGAGUAGAGCUCAAGAAGUGCCCCACGAAGGAGGGUUCUGUGACUUGGUAUGGUCCGAUCCGGAUAACGUUGACACUUGGGCCGUCUCGCCAAGAGGUGCUGGUUGGUUGUUUGGUUCGAAGGUCAGUAGAGAGUUUAACCACAUAAAUAAUUUAGAGUUAAUUGCAAGAGCGCAUCAACUAGUUAUGGAGGGUUUUAAGUACCAUUUCAAGGAUAAGGAUGUUGUUACGGUCUGGUCUGCUCCGAAUUACUGUUAUAGAUGCGGUAAUGUUGCUAGUGUCAUGCAAGUUGACGAGGACUUGGAUCCUCACUUCAAGAUUUUCAGUGCGGUACAGGAUGGAGAUAUUACUGCAAAGAACAAUGCCACUAAGCAACAAAGGAGUGACUAUUUCUUGUAG
Molecule: messenger RNA, 939 nt
Organism: Dujonia railenensis
Lineage: Eukaryota; Fungi; Ascomycota; Pichiomycetes; Serinales; Debaryomycetaceae
Source: the annotation of a GenBank genome assembly